Molecule: messenger RNA, 1566 nt
Organism: Calypte anna (Anna's hummingbird)
Lineage: Eukaryota; Metazoa; Chordata; Aves; Apodiformes; Trochilidae
Gene: INAVA
Product: innate immunity activator
Exons: 4
Biological process (GO): positive regulation of protein ubiquitination; adherens junction maintenance
Source: RefSeq, a predicted model, not a curated record
GUCCCGCCGGGUCCGGGCAGGCCGGGAGCUGCCGCUGGCAGAGCCGGCCCAGCCGGUACCGCCGGCCCGGAGCGUGUCGGGACAAGCGGCAUGGGAGAGCGGGGAGGGGGGGCCCGCGGGGACAAGCUGGGUGGUGGCGGGGGCUGUGGGAGCCUCUUGGCCCCCCCGGUGGCCCCAGCCCCCUCCCCACCCCCGCGCUGUUCCCCCCGUCCCCGCAGAGCUCAGCACCUCGGAGGAGAGCUCCCUGUCCGACAGUGCCCUGCUGGAGGAGGAGGACACGCGGCCGCUGGGACCUGUUACCCCGCAGGCGUCCCCGUCUCCCCAGGAGCCCCCCCAGGAGGGGGUCUCGGGGCUGCCCUCCAGCCCCUGGCGGGAGACCAGCCUGGAUGGACCCUAUGAGAAGACCAAGAAACCACCGAGCGGUGACCCCGGGGAUGGGGACAACAACCGGGGGUCGCGGGGCUACCCCGGGUCCUCCCCCUCGGCCGCCCCCGGCAGCCCCGGCCCCGGAGCCUCCCCGGUGGGCGGGGGGGGCGGGGAGGUCCCUCCCUAUCGCUUCGUCCCCGUCAGGACCCUGGUGCUGUGCCGGCAGGUGGGAUCCAGUGCCCCCAGCACCCCGGAGCCCCCCGGCCGGAGGGGACAGUCCCAGAGCCUCAGGGUGGAAUCCUGCUGGCAGCCCGGGGAGCCGCGGGGUCGCAGCGCCGUCCCCCGCCGCCGCCCCACCUAUUACACGGUGACGGUGCCCGCCUCCUGCAUCCCCACGCCGGGCCCCAGCUGCCACUCGGGCUCCGACGACAGCAUCUCCGACCUCUCCAGCGUCUCCCACGCCACCUCCCCGGGCAGCAGCAGCCCCGACGUCUCCUUCGCACCGCCCGCCCCCCAGCAGCUCCCACCGCCCCACGCCGAACCCACUUACUACCCUCGGGCUGCCCACCGUUUCCUGGCCCCCCCCGGCCCCCCGCCUUUCCUCUACGAGCAGGAUUUGGCCCCUUUACGCUACCAGCGCCUGGUGGCUUCCCACAGCCGCAUCGUCCGCACCCCCUCGCUCAAGGACUACGCCCCGGCGGGGGGCCGGGGGCUCUCCAAGGCCACUGUCACCGAGGAGCUGAAGUCCUGGCACCAGCGGGCCCGGCUGCGGGGUGCCCCCCGUCCCCACUCCCUCGACAGGCAAGGAGCCUUCCGGGGACCUCGUGGUGGGAACAUCAGGGACAUCCCCAUCACCUUGGGAGUCCUGCCACGGGCUCAGGCCACCUCGCUCCAGAUCCUGCGGCGUGGCCCAGACGCUGUCCCUGUCCCCGUGCAGGUCUACGUGCCUGAGAACGGUGAGAUUGUCACACAAGUGUAAGCCUGGAGACACCCCCUCCCCAAAGCCCCCCCGGGGGGGCCCAGCCUGGCUGGCCCAGGGACAAUGGGGACUGGGUUGUCCCAUGCCCCCCACACCCCAGCAGCCCUGGGGAGCACGGGGUCGGGACAAGGUGGCUGGGGCUGGUGUCCCCUCACUGUCACGGUGACCCCAAUGCUGAUGGUGCCACCGUGACCCCGAUGUGACAGUGCCACCAUGGUUGG